GCCAGCUGGGGAGCGAAGGACCUUUAAAAAACGAAGACUUCAGUACGACGACGGAUCACCCUUCAACAUUCGACUGUUUCUACUGUCAUUCUUCUUUUCCGGAUAGUUCAAUGAGCUGUGACCCAAGAUGCCUCUGAACGACGAACGACCCAACUGCACUUCCAGCGGUGAGGACCAAGGCAGUGAUAUAGAGUCGAUGUCAGAACGCUGUGAUAGCAUGACGUCGACCAGUGACCUGGACUGCUCCCGUGAAAGCUUCUCCAGUGACUGCUCCAGCAAGCACUGCACACCUUCAUCGAGUCCACCCAAACCUUUAACCCUGGAAGAAGUCAUGGAGUCUGCCAGAGACCUCUCCAGUCUCAGUCUUGCCCAUGAGAUCACUGUGAACCACAGCUUCCACAUUGAGCCAAUCAGUUUACCUCAGGACAGUUUAUGGAAGUUAGUUCGAGACAAUGUCCACAAAGCUUUCUGGGACAUCCUGGAGUCAGAGCUGAACGAUGACCCGCCUGAAUAUGGCCAAGCCAUAACACUCUUGGAGGAGAUCAGAGAGAUCUUACUGUCAUUUCUCAAUCCCGGUGCCAAUCGAAUGAGGACCCAGAUCAUGGAGGUCCUGGACAUGGACUUGAUUUGUCAGCAGGCUGAACACGAUGCUGUUGACAUCCAGGGACUUGCCUCCCACAUUAUCACCACCAUGGGCAAGAUGUGUGCACCGGUCAGGGAUGACGACAUUAAGAAACUGCAUGAAAGUACAGAUAAUAUUGUGACACUCUUUAGGGAGAUUUUUCGUGUGCUGGACUUGAUGAAGGCAGAUAUGGUGAACUUCACCAUUGUUAAUCUGCGGCCUGUGCUGCAGAAACAGAGUGUUGAAUAUGAGAGGGCAACGUUCCAGAACAUCGUAGAAAAAACACCCAAUGCUCUGAAAUAUACCACCUCCUGGAUUAAGUCGGUAGUAGGGGAGCUGUGGGCCAACAUUUCAACAGACCAGACUCAGGGGAAAGAACAGAAAAGUGUGCCUGGGCCUUUCCAGAUUCUCAGUGUGGCCUUUCUCCGUGUCCUCACAUGGGACUACAAUAAGAGCCCUCUGCCCGAGACCUGGAUUACAGACGAGAUGCGUCUUCGAGAAAUUCAGUGGAAGCUUCAGCAGUAUCAAGCAGUGAACGAGGUGCUGCUCAUUGUGCACAGCACCAUUGGUGGGCCCGUCCAAGGUCUGUCCAUCCUGUCUGACCACCUGAAGAGGAUGACAAUGGUGCUGUUGGAUGGAAUGCACAGCCCGGACUUUGAUCUAAAAGAGGCACUAGAGGGCAUCAGUGUUCAGAUCUGUUGUGAGCUCAACAAGUCAUUAACAGAGAGGAACUACCCUGCACUGACUGCUGCGUUACAGUCCACACUCACAGGCCAGAUCUGCAGCAUCACCGAGAAGGACAAUCCCAUCCGAUGUUUAGUUGAGGACCGUGUGCAGCAGUACUUUAUGGCUCUCAUCUGUGAUCCUAAACCCCAGGCCAAACUUGAACAGGUACCAGCUGGCUUGACUGCGAUCAAGCCUGAAUUGGCCUCAGUCGGAGAAAGGUUCAUCAGCCUGGUCAACUACAACAAAUCGGUGUAUGGACCUUUCUAUGCAGAUAUCAUCAGAAAGCUGUUGUUCAGCAGCAACCCACCAGCAGGAAACCAACCCCAGAGCACGGCUCAGGAGUCUAUCACCUCAGAGUAAAUCCAUACUUUGGCACAGGCUGUUUAGAACUCUUUUUGCAACUUGAUAUGGCUGAAUCCAAGUAGGUACCACAAAGAGCCACGCAGAACUACACCUCUGUUCAGCCAGUGAGCUCUAGUAGAUGGAGUUACUUUCAGUGUAUUACAAAUGACGACAAAGUUUCUACCACUACAUUGUGCAGUGUAGGCACCAUAAGGGCAUCAUUAAAUGUGACCUCCAUCAUAAGUGAUAAAUGUUUCUCCUAUGAACAUUCACAGCUGAACGGUGGUGGCCCUACAUUGUGAGUUUGUGCAUAUUCAAACUGCUGUUGUAAAGAGGGAAUAGGGCAAAAGGGCAAAGUAUAGGAUGUGUGAGACAUACAGUAAGCUUUAUGAAGCAAAGAGGAAUACAAUUACAGCAAUAUAUAUAGAAAAUAGAGUAGCAUUUAAACUAUGGUUAACUACAACAAACUAAUGCAAAACUGGAUCCACUUUUUCAAAACUCUUCAUACAGUCUGGGUUACCAACAUUCAUCGUAAGCAACCGGUUAAUUUCACUUUCAAAACUUACUGAAAUCUCAAUAACACUUGAUAUAUGUGUUGUCCUGGCCAAAGAGAAAACCUGUGUGCCAGAAAGAGACUCCCCGUUUCCCACAACACAAACCAUUUUAAAGGUUUAUUUAAAAAACAGUCAAGAUGUUUGCUGGGGUUCUGGCUGUGAGUAGUUCACGGGAACGUACACCUGGCAUCAUGUACUGGAAUGUCUCAAUGUCUCAAGCCAAACCAUACUUCUACCAGGAUCGACCCACACACUCAAACACAUGAAUCAAUCAUGUGUACACCUGCAGCCCAUCACACACUCAGGCUUAGUCCACACGUAGGCAGUUUUUUUUUUUCCUUCCCUGGUUUCAAAAAAAACAUCUUCACCUACAUGGAAAUGCAAAAACCCACUGGUAUGUGCUGUCAAAAGCCUAAUUUUAGGAAAUAGGAGUUGUGUGGUCAAAAUGGAGUUGUGUGGUCUUAAAGUCAGCUCAGUCGACCAUAAACAAUUCAAUCAGAAAGCAAACCUAACACACUGAUCGGAAGACAUGAAAAACAGGUAGUAUCACACAAAUUGCAAACUUUCACUUUUGCAGUUUUAUUGCUUUUUUUCUAAUUUUCACGUCAGCAUUUCAUUGUACAUUUAGAAAUGGCAACUAAAAGAGUCUGUUUGCUAAUUAGAUAAUGUUUCCAUUUGUUUGCAUUUCAAACUAUGAUUUUGUAGGUUUUUUUUGGAAAGGACGGUGCAUGUUAAUGACCGUUUCAAGAAUGUCAACACCACAGAUUAUAGUUUUAAUUUCUUGUCCCCAAAGUUGUUAAGAUAAAAUUACAACAAUCACAGUUCACACCCAUACAGCACAUGUCAAAGUAGUUCAUUUAUACUCACCCAUGCAGUUCAUCAGUACAAUAUUACUUAUUAUAAUAUAAUAUAAUAUUAAGUACUCUGUAGGUAGUAUUGUAUUUUUGUCAGUAUGUUUACUGCAGAAAUCUAUGAAAUUUGCACCAUCCUGUUUGAUUUUUUUUGUUUUUUCAAAACUUUGUUUGUGGAUGAACACAGAUUUAUUGGUCAUGGACUGAAUUUUGUGUGCAAACGAUAGAAAACUGUCCACACUUUGGUCCACAUUGUCUUCUGUCUUCUAUGGUCGGCUAAGAGUUUUGAAAACAAGACUAUAGUUUUGACCAAUGCAUGCUAGCAACUGUAUUGUCAAUGAUAUGUCAAAAGAUUUUUGAUUUCAUGUCUGCAUGAGAAGCAUUGUGUUAGAAUUAUGUCUUGUUAGUUCAUUUGUUUGACAUAUGUCUAAUGUUGUAUUCAUUUACUUACAGUAUAUUCUAAUAAUGGAAUACUUGUCACAUUGUUUCAUUUAGUAUGAUUGUUAUGUUUUGUGGUACUGUAGUUGCUACAGUGUUUCUAUGUUGACUGUUGAAACCCGUUUUUGAUUGAAAGGUGCUGAACCUGGAGGGAUUUUUGUGCCCAAAAAAAUUCCAGGAGAUCCAAAUAAGUAAAAGUAAAGAAUAAAAAAAGCUAUUUUAUCCUCUAAAGUUUACACAAAAAGUGGGAUGUUGUUCUUCUUUUCCAUAGUUAAUAUAAUAAAAAUAAAUCAUCAUA
This is a messenger RNA of Solea solea (common sole), 3831 nucleotides long. It is a transcript of the gene tcp11l2, whose product is annotated as t-complex 11, testis-specific-like 2. Lineage: Eukaryota; Metazoa; Chordata; Actinopteri; Pleuronectiformes; Soleidae. The transcript is spliced from 10 exons. Bases 128 to 1708 code for a protein of 526 amino acids. The record is from RefSeq and is a predicted model, not a curated record. Gene Ontology annotation, biological process: signal transduction.